This is a messenger RNA of Halichondria panicea, 2735 nucleotides long. RefSeq names its product AP-1 complex subunit gamma-1-like. Bases 106 to 2547 code for a protein of 813 amino acids. The record is from RefSeq and is a predicted model, not a curated record. Gene Ontology annotation, molecular function: clathrin-cargo adaptor activity. Gene Ontology annotation, cellular component: AP-1 adaptor complex; Golgi apparatus; membrane coat. Gene Ontology annotation, biological process: intracellular protein transport; Golgi to vacuole transport. The transcript has 17 exons. Lineage: Eukaryota; Metazoa; Porifera; Demospongiae; Suberitida; Halichondriidae.
CAGGUUGUGAGUGGGUAACAUUCACGUGACUUUACAGUACACCAAGUAAAGGAACUACUUCUUCUAGCUAUCUCACUACCUGUGCUUGUGUGGAGGUGUGGACAGAUGCCUGCUAAUCUGAAAGUGCGUGAUUUGAUACGUGCCAUCCGCGCCUGCAAGACAGCUCAGGACGAGAGAGACUUGGUCAAUAAGGAGUGUGCCUCUAUUAGAACCUCCUUCAAGGGUGAAGACAGUGAUGCCAGGGCCAGAGAUGUGGCUAAACUCCUCUAUAUACACAUGAUGGGAUAUCCCUCACACUUUGGGCAGAUGGAGUGUAUAAAGCUGAUAGCGUCUCCACGGUUCUCUGACAAGAGGGUAGGGUAUCUGGGGGCCAUGCUGCUACUGGACGAGAGGCAAGAUGUGCACCUGCUCAUAACCAACUCCAUGAAGAAUGACAUGCAUCACCAGGUCCAGUACGUUGUAGGGCUCUCUCUGUGCGUGCUUGGAAGUAUCUGCUCUGAGGGAAUGAGCCGGGACUUGUCAGGGGAGGUGGAGAAAUUGCUCAAAUCCUCAAACCCCUACAUCGUCAGAAAGGCUGCGUUGUGUGCUGCCCGCAUUGUCAACAAGGUGCCUGAUCUAAUGGAGGUCUAUGUGCCCACCACCCGACAGCUGCUCAAUGAGAAGAACCAUGGCGUCCUCAUAACAGGAGUCUGUCUUGUCACAGAGAUGUGCUCCGUCAAUCCUGACUCUCUUACUCACUUCAGGAGGUUUGUCCCAAAUCUUGUGAGAAUUUUGAAGAAUCUGAUAAUGUCAGGUUACUCUCCUGAGCACGAUAUCCAUGGAGUGUGCGACCCCUUCCUUCAGAUCCGAAUCCUUCGUCUGCUGCGGCUCUUGGGUAGAGGAGACAUGGACUCCAGUGAAGCAAUGAAUGACAUACUCGCACAGGUGGCUACCAAUACCGACUCUAAUAAGAAUGUUGGUCAUGCCAUCUUGUAUGAGACUGUGCUCACCAUCAUGGAGAUCAAGAGUGAGAGUGGCCUCAGAGUGCUCGCAGUCAACAUACUCGGCAGGUUCCUCUCAAGCACUGACAAGAACGUCAGGUACGUGGCUCUGAACACACUACUCAAGACGGUGGCUGUGGACUACAACGCUGUACAGAGGCACAGGACCACCAUCUUAGACUGUCUCAAAGAGAACGAUAUCUCCAUUCGUCGAAGAGCCUUAGAGCUCUCGUUUGCACUUAUUAGUGAGAAUAACAUCCGCUCUGUGAUGAAGGAGUUGCUGGCUUUCCUGGACACGUGUGAGACAGAGUUCAAGUCCUUCAUUGCCUCCAAAGUGCUCAGCGCAGCAGAGAGACACUCCCCCAGCAAGCAGUGGCACAUGGACACCAUCCUCACCAUUCUUAUCAAGACUGGAGAGUAUAUACGAGAUGACCUGGUGUCCACCAUCAUAGCCAUUGUGUCAGACAGUGCAGACAUUCAUGUGUACAUAGUACAGCGCCUGUUCACAGCUCUGAGAGAGGACAUCAGUCAACAGCCACUCACUCAGGUGGCACUCUGGUCACUAGGGGAAUAUGGAGACCUCAUCAUCACUGGUCAGAUUGAGGGGGCGGAACCUCUGAACGUGAAUGAGGACGAGGUUCUGGACAUAGUGGAGCAAGUGUUACAGAGCCCCCAGUCAAGUCAGUCCACACGAGAGUAUGCCAUCAACGCUGUCAUGAAGCUCAGUACUCGCUUCUCUGUCAGUCUGCCUCGUAUCAAGGCCAUCGUGAGUCGCUACACGGACCAUCUGGACAUGGAGCUACAGCAGAGAGCUGUCGAGUACUCGGCCAUAUUUGGGAAACACGAUCAAAUGAGGACUGGUCUGCUGGAGCGUAUGCCAGUCAUGAGCACCAAGGCUAGCUCCACGGCUGAGAAUGCUGAGCUGCAGAUUGGAGAGGGGGUGGGAGAACAGGAGACACAGCCACAGAUCACCAUGCCAACGGGUCAGCAGUCUGAGUUGUUGGAUCUGCUGGGAGGGGACUCUAUUGCCCCUCCCACCACCUCUCAGGCCCUGCCCACUUCAUCAGGUGGUGGUGCUCUCAUGGACCUCCUGGGUCUGGAUGUGGGACCAAGUGUUCCUCCUCCCUCAUCCUCGGCUGGGCUGCUGGACCUACUGGGAGGUGCUCCUACCUCUGCCCCACCCCCUGCUCCCUUAGGUGACAUACCCAAUAUGACAGCAUUUGAGAAGAAUGGACUGAGGGUGGUGUUCACGUUCCAGCGUAGUCUCGACCCCACCACUCCAGCCGUGGUUGCCAUCAUCCUCAACGCUACUAACUCCACACCCACACCCUUGACUGACUUUGUCUUCCAGUGCGCUGUGCCAAAGACGUUCCAGCUUCAAAUGCAGUCUCCCAGUGGCAACGUCCUGACCCCUAAUUCCUCCAACACUGUCACACAGGUCAUCACUAUCAACAACCCGGAGAAAACCCCGCUGAGGAUGCGAGUGAGGAUCACAUACUCCAUCAACGGGAGCCCAGUGCUGGAGCAGGGAGAGCUCAACAACUUCCCAGAACAGCUGUUACUAUAGGAACUGGCUCUACCUAGUUCGUGUUUUGUUUUUAAAGCAGCCAAUUGAGAGAUUUUGUAUUACGUUGUCUUAUUAAUAAUUAUAGAUCACUUGUCUUAGGAAUAUUUGACUGAAAUGUUUUCUUCAAUAAUAAUUAUGUAUUGUCAUGUUCAACUUUGUUCAAUGUAUAUAAUUAUUGUGUCUUCUUA